UCCUUUCUCACACUCACAUCUGUCCUUCAAGGGGACAGUAAGACUGAAAAGAGGAUUCUCCUCCUUUCCCGUUCUCUCUCCCUCAGUCUCUUCCCCUCUCUCUGGCUCUGCUGUUCUCAGUGUGUCUCUCCCCCUUUCCAAUGGCCCAUGGACAACCGGUUCCCAGAGACACCUUGAUUGGGGAGGGGAGUGAGUACUCCCUGGGUCCCCAGUCCUCAGGGUGUGUUUCUUCCCCUACUCCCACUUUCUUCAAUUGCCAGCAGCCUCUGUCCUUUCUGCUGCCCCCAGGCCGGUGCUCUGAGAUCUUCCCGACAUGCCUGAAGGAGCUCACAGUCUGAGUCUCAGCAAACCCAGCCCAACCCCAAGCCCUGGGUGUAGCCACCGAGGGCUUCCCCCAGCCCUGCCCAUGGCCUCCCCCCGAGGAUCUGGGAGCUCUACAUCUCUGAGUACUGUGGGUUCUGAGGGGGAGCCUCAUGCAGGCCCCAGCCCAGGCCCCAGCUCCGGCCAGGCCUGUUCUGGGACAGCCCUGGAGCCCCUGCCAGGUCCCCCCAUUCAGCUGCACCUGACUCCUGUGGGACCUAGAGGGGAGCCAGGCCAGGGGACCAAGAAGCCCUCCCACCUGGAGCGUGUGGCCCGGGAGAUCGUGGAGACAGAGCGGGCUUAUGUGCGGGACCUGAGGAGCAUUGUGGAGGAUUACCUGGGCUGUCUGGUGGCCAGUGGUCCUCCUGGGUUGAAUUCGGAACAUCUUGGGACCCUCUUCUCCAACAUUGAAGAUAUCUACGAGUUUAGCAGUGAGCUCCUGGAAGAUCUGGAGAAUAGUAGCAGCGCCCAUGGCAUCGCCGAUUGCUUUGUGCAGAGGAGUGAGGAGUUUGACAUCUACACCCUCUACUGUAUGAACUACCCAAGCUCGAUGGCCUUGCUUCGGGACCUGUCCCUCUCCCCUCCUGUGGCCCUGUGGCUCCAGGAGCGCCAGGCCCAGCUCCGCCAUUCACUGCCCCUUCAGAGCUUCCUCCUCAAACCCGUGCAGCGCAUCCUCAAAUAUCACCUCUUGCUGCAGGAGCUGGGCAAACACUGGCCCGAAGGAUCGGGGGCAGAGCAAGGCCCCGGGGGCCGGGAGGUGGUGGAAGAUGCCAUCGUGUCCAUGACGGCCGUGGCUUGGUACAUUAAUGACAUGAAGAGGAAACAGGAACACGCGGCUCGUCUGCAAGAAGUUCAGCGGCGGCUGGGGGGCUGGGGGGGCCCCGAGCUAAGUGCCUUUGGGGAGCUGGUCCUGGAGGGCGUGUUCCGAGGUGGGGGCGGCCCGCGGCUUCGGGGGGGCCAGCGUCUCCUCUUCCUCUUCUCGCGUAUGCUCCUGGUGGCCAAAAGACGAGGUCCUGGGUACAACUACAAGGGGCACAUCUUUUGCUGUAACCUGUCUGUGAGUGAGAGUCCCAAAGACCCCCUGAGCUUCAAGGUGGCUGAUGUGACCAUCCCCAAACAUCAGCACCUGCUGCAGGCCAAGAACCAUGAGGAGAAACGCCUGUGGCUUCAUUACCUCCAUCGCUUAAUCGUGGAAAACCACCCGGCCUCCAUUCCUGCCAAGGCAAAGCAAGUCCUCUUGGAAAACACUUUCCACUUGAGUGCCCCCGAAGGACAGCCCAGCUGUGAGCCUCUCACACCCCCACUGGGGUCUCCCCGCCUCCCCGAAGGCCGCAAUUUCACCGGGCGAAGGACAACAGACCCCUCCCCAUCUCUGAGCAAUCCGGCAGGGGCUUCGCCUGGCCGCAGAGGCCGAAGGCAGUCUGAGCCAGCCAAGGAGGCACACACCAUGUUUCCACAGAUCGCGUGUGCGUGUGCGUGUGCGUGUGCGUGUGCGUGUCCCUUGUUGUCUCUCCGUGGGCUGUAUACAUUGGUGGGGUUCUGGGAACUGACUAGCAGGAGUAAGCGGCUCCCUAAUUUCCUUUGUUCUCUCCUCACCAUCCCGACUCCUCCAGCCGGAUCCAGGCUCAAGCACGCUGGCAGCGAGGGGGAGCUAUUCCCGAAGUCAGAGCCUCUCUGCAAGGCCCCGAGUCCCGAGCCAGCCCUGGUCCUGGCCUCGGGAGCCCCUGAAGACCUGGAAGAACCGGCUCCCCCCAACCUGGGCCCCCCGGGGCUCUCUAUCACCGAGGAGAUCAUGGAGUUGUUGACUCAGAGAGGCCUCCAGGAAUCAGGGCUCUCACCCGUGGACGUUCCUGAAGCCCCCAAGUUCCACGGGGAGCCUGAGGCUCCAAGUCAGACCAGGAAUGUUGGCCCAGAGUCCCCAGCCCCACCGAGCCGAGAGUCCUCUGAAGAGGCCGAGGGGAAACAGUUAGAGGACCGAGCGCCAUCUCCCCUCCACGUCCUAGAGGGACUGGACAGUCCCGAAAUUUCCAGCAUUCCCGAAAUUCCAGGCACUGUUGCAAUUUCUGCCAUUCCCAAGCUUCCAGACAUUCCCCAGAUUCCCAGUUGUGAGGACAGUCCCCACAUUUCUGACCACUCCCCGGGACAAGGGGAGUCCUGCCUCCAAGGAGCAGUUCAGGACGGGGAUUCCAGUGGAAAGACAAGCCCAGCAGAAAAGACCCAAGAUGGAGCUGAGCCCAGGCAGGACAGCCAGUUGUCUGGAACAGAGGAAGAAGGAGAGCUAUCUCUCACUUCUCCCCAUAAGACUGGUGAUCUAGAGACCCCAGAGUUCCACUCCUGCUCAGAGAUCCGGAGGGCAUGGCGGGCCAUGGAGCAGGGAGCCAUGGAAGGAAGGAGCUCCCAGGGCAGCAUUCUGGAACCGCUGCUGAUUCUGGAAGAGUCCGAUUUCAGGGGAAACUGCAAAGGCCCCAGCGGUGGGUCCGCCGGUUCCGAGAGGGUGGCCACUCGGGUCCGGGAGUUGGCACGGAUGUACAGCGACCGAAUCGAGAGACUCCAGAGGGCAGGGAACCAGGUGUCUGUGGCUGGCUCCCGAAGGAGAACCCGGGGCUUGGUGCAUUCCCACCAGCUCCUGGUUCCCCCAAAGGAAGAGGAAGAACUUCAGCCUGGGCCUCUCCCUGUUUUUGGUCAUGUCCUAGUCCGAGAGGUGAGCUUCCCAAUGACCUGUGCUCAGGCCUCGGUGGCUCUGGUCCCAGCGGUGCGAGCCCAGGCUGCCGCUCCAUUGGUCACCAAGAGGCUGGAGCCUCUCCCCGCUGGAAGGCAUUGCCCCCCUGAGGCUGGUGGACUCCUAGACACUGAGGUCCCCCAGGAGGAAGCCUCGAACUUCCCCAAUCCAGAGGCUGAUCAGCCCUCCCCUGAAGCUCUGCCCCCGGCCCUGGCCCCAAGCCUACCUACUCAGGGACGCCAGCUCUUAGGGCCCAGCGCAGCCGCCCUGUCCAGAUACCUGGCUGCUUCUUGCAUCAGUCAGAGUCUGGCGAGGAGAGGGGCAGGGGUCCUCGAAGGGGAGGCUCCCCUGGCCUGGAGGCCCUCCCUGCCCAGGGGUCCCUGGGCCUCAGCUCCUUCAUCCCGAGCCCCAUCACCACCACCCACGACCCGGCCCAGCUACUCUACCACGGUCAGCAUCCGAGUUGGGGGUGGAGGGCGGCUGGGUCCGGCGAAGGCCCAGGUCCGCCUGAAUCAUGCCACUCUGCUGACCUCCCUGGAUCUCCCAGGGCAGCGCCGGGUCCAGGGGGCUGCUGAGGCCACUCCCAGAACAUGAGUCGAAUGUCAGGGUCCUCCAGAGACAAGGUCAGGGAUGGUGCCGUGCUCGGGUCUCCAAAGGUAAAGACCUGAAGAUAUUUAAGUCCCUGAGAAGAAAAGACUAAGGAUCUGGGCCCUUGGAUCCCACUGGCUGGCAUCGUGCCUCUGUUUCCCCACACACUCCCCCCCCUUGUCCAGUACAGAGGUCUGUUGGGCCCAUUAAGUGCUUUGAAAACCCACAGGGGGCUGCCUUUAAUGUUAUUAAUAAUUAAUGUUAUUAAUUAUUUUCUAUGUUUGCACAUUCCCUGGGUGGGGGCAUCUUCAGAUGUACAGCUCUGUAUAAAUACUGUCUACCCCGCCGGCCUUCCCCCCACCACUUUGCAGGAAGGGAAUUCUCUGAAGGGCAUGGGGCUUGGGGAUGUGGGUAAGGAAGGGCCCCAGAUUCUACCUGCUGUUUCAGGGGAAUGUGCCCUAACCCCAAGACCCUCUCUUUAUCCUAGCACUGACCCCAGUCCCUCACUUCCUCUCCAAAAACACAAGGUCCUUGUUUUGAGAGGAUCAAACCCCACCUCCCCCAAUAAAUGGAUUUAAGCUA
Molecule: messenger RNA, 4249 nt
Organism: Gracilinanus agilis (Agile Gracile Mouse Opossum)
Lineage: Eukaryota; Metazoa; Chordata; Mammalia; Didelphimorphia; Didelphidae
Gene: PLEKHG2
Product: pleckstrin homology and RhoGEF domain containing G2
Exons: 20
Coding region: 314-3673 (1119 amino acids)
Molecular function (GO): guanyl-nucleotide exchange factor activity
Source: RefSeq, a predicted model, not a curated record